AUGGAACGGAGACAAAUUGCUCAACUUUGGGAUAACUUCAAUUCAAACUGCAGUGAAGCAAAGCAAAGUCACCCAAAUGCUGAUGGUAAAUCAGCCAGUAGCAGUUGUGCUCCAAACAUGCCACCUGAAAAUCAAGCAUGGGGGACACAAGCACCUCUGCUGCGUCAUGUGAGCAAUGCAGCCCGGGCUCUCAGCCCGCUGCACUGCGCUCCAGGAGCCACGGGCCGGGCAAGGGCGCAACAGCCUGCUUGUUACUGGCAAAGGCACUCGCCCAUCACCCUGCUACGGGAAGUGGCUGCUUUAGCAAAGCUAGAUGAACGUGAGAAGCUGAAGGCAGCCAGGCAAAACUCCCCAGGAAUGCGGGAAGAGGCUGAGCUGCCAUGCAAAUGGCAUCUGCACCCGAACAUCGGAAUAUGCGAUGGCUAUUUCACAACAUACUGGGAGAAGGAAAAUCCCCAGGAACCCUCCUUGCUCCCGCCUGCAGUGGAGCUGAGCAGCUGCAGCCGGAUCCGCUACGUCACCAUGACCGGGCUCCUUCCAGAUGCGCUCGGAAACAGUUGCGCCCUGGUUCCCACUGAAGCACCCAGACCCGUGGGACAAGCCGUGGUCCUGGAGCGCUUGGCUUGCGCUGCGCCGCUUGCGCUGCUUGCCGAGCUGCAGGAAUCCGCUCCGUGCAUGAGCCCACCGCAUAACUCUAUUAAGGAAGCUCGCACGCUUCAUGCGCCACCGAGCGGCUUAAAUUUGCGCUCGCCUCGGUCUCCUGCUCGGCCCCGAGGGCCGUCGCUUGGACAACGGGCGAGCAGCGGCGAAGACGAUGCCGCGGCGCGGGCCGCGCUCCGUGCGGGGCGGCCCUGCCGCCCGCCGCCGCGCCGAGACCUCCGUGCGGGUAGGGAGCCGUCGGCACCGGGCACCGGGCUUGGUGCGGCCGGCACUGAGAGCGCCUCUCUGUCUGCCCUGCAGGACUUCAAGGUGGGGAACCUCCUGGGGAAGGGCUCCUUCGCGGGCGUCUACAGAGCGGUGUCCCUGAAAACCGGUCUGGAAGUGGCCAUCAAGAUGAUAGACAAAAAGGCCAUGCACAAAGUUGGAAUGGUACAAAGGGUUCAAAAUGAGGUCAAAAUACAUUGCCAGCUAAAGCAUCCAUCUAUUCUUGAGCUUUAUAACUACUUCGAAGAUAGCAACUAUGUGUAUUUGAUACUUGAGAUGUGUCACAACGGUGAAAUGAGCAGAUACAUAAAGAACAGAAAGAAACCCUUUUCGGAAGAAGAAGCCCGACACUUCUUGCACCAGAUUAUCACGGAUAUGAAUGUGAAAAUUGCUGAUUUUGGACUAGCAACUCAGCUGAAAAUGCCCCAUGAGAAGCAUUAUACAAUGUGCGGAACUCCGAAUUACAUUUCUCCAGAGAUAGCCACAAGGAGUCCACAUGGACUUGAAUCUGAUGUGUGGUCUUUGGGCUGUAUGUUUUACACUCUUCUGAUUGGAAAGCCACCUUUUGACACUGACACAGUCAAGAACACACUAAAUAAAGUGGUAUUAGCAGAUUAUGAAAUGCCAGCCUUUUUGUCAAGAGAGGCACAAGACCUUAUACAUAAAUUACUCCGGAAAAAUCCAGCCGAUCGCUUGAGCCUUUCUUCUGUGCUGGAUCAUCCUUUUAUGUCCCGAUGCAACUCUGCGCGGAAUAAAGAUUCGGGAACUUCAGAGGAUUCUAUGGACAGUGGAAAUGCUACAAUCUCUACCACUUUUACGGGCUCUUCUAGCAUCAGUACCAGUGGCUGCUUGAAGGAAAAAAAGAAGUUAUUAGUUGGACAACCCCUUCCAAAUAAAAUUACUUUUUUUCCUAAAAAUAAGAAUUCCAGCAACUCUUCAUCCAUAGAUGGAAGCAGUUCUUGUAACCAGUGGGGAGCUCAAGGAAAGGGAAUGAGCCUACCUGGCAGGGGAAGAGCCAUGCAACUCGCUGAAGAGCGGCCACAUUCACGCUAUCUCCGACGAGCCCAUUCUUCUGAUAGAUCUGGCGCAUCCCAUAGUCAGCCUCAAGGAAUGGCAAAUGUUGCAGAGAGAUGUCACUCCUUGGAACUGCUUUCCAAGCCUAGAACAGGAACAAGGGAAAACCUGGAAUGCUUUUCACCUGUAAACAGCUAUAGUAAUAUGGGAGAAAUAUUUAGGGAGAAGACUUCAAGUAGUUCUGGUUCUUUUGAAGGACAAACGUCUCCACCUGUGAAAGACCAGCCACACUCAAAUUAUCUCUGCCCAAUGAAGCCCCAUGUUGGUUUCUUAGAGCAGAAGUCCCAGACCGAAAACAUGCAGCAGUGGCUUGGAACCAUACAGACAAAUGUUCAGCUGAGACCAUCUGCAGACAUGAUGGGCAACGUUAACGCACACGGAGGGUUUCAGUAUCAUCGGGUUGUACAGCAAGAUGCAUCAAGAAACACAUGGAACACCUUAAAAGAUAUAAGGAGUCCUGAUACAUCACUUGACUGCCAACAUUCUGUAAACCAGGGAAACCCGAAGAAAUAUAUCUCUGGGCUUCUCUGCAAAUCUGAGAAAAUUCAACCAUCUUCUGUUUGUGGUCUUCGGCCAACUUCAGAACAAAACGAAGCCUGGGACAAAGAACAAGCAGUGCCUCAGAAGCCCAUGCUGCGGAGCAUUGUACCGCCUCUCAGUGCUCACAGGUUAAAACCAAUCAGGCAAAAAACAAAAAACGCAGUGGUGAGCAUUCUAGAUAAUGGGGAAGUAUGUAUGGAAUUUCUCAAAGAACACCAUUCACAGGAAUUUGUCAAAGAAGUUCUCAGAAUAUCUUGUGAUGGAAAUGUGAUUGCAGUUUAUCAUCCAAAUGAAGGAAGAGGCUUCCUUCUUGAUGACAGACCUCCUGCUCCUCCAGAAGACACGUGUGUGUACAACUUUGACAACUUGCCAGAAAAGUACUGGAAAAAAUACCAGUAUGCUGCGAAGUUUGUACAACUAGUGAGAACAAAAACCCCCAAAGUUACCUUCUAUACAAGAUAUGCCAAGUGCAUGUUGAUGGAAAAUUCACCCACUGCAGAUGUUGAAGUUUGUUUUUAUGAUGGAGCAAAGAUACACAAGACAGCUGGUAUAACUCGUGUGAUUGAAAAAUCAGGGAAGUCCUUCACUUUGAAAGGAGAAAGUGAAGCAAGUGUAAAAAAGGAAAUACAAGUAUAUAUGGAUCAUGCAAAUGAGGGACAUCGUAUCUGCCUUGCAUUAGAAUCUGCUGUUUUAGAAGAAGAAAAAAGGAGUGAAAGUGUUCCCUUCUUUCCAAUAAUUGUUGGAAGAAAACCUGGCAACACUGAAUCGCCACAAGCUUUAGCACCUCCAUCAUUAGAUGCUGCAAACUGUACAAAAGAAGUUAUGGCACUGGAUGGAAAUAUAGCUGCCAGUUCCAAUGCAGUUCAAACUCCAAACAUUACUCCUGUGGUAUCUUAUGAAAAGUCUACAUUUAUGACUAAUGUUACUGAAAAGACAUGCUCUUCUGUUCAUCAAAAGGAAUGCAGUCCUAAUUCGGCCCAACUUUUAAAAUCUGUCUUUGUGAAAAAUGUCGGUUGGGCUUCUCAGCUGACCAGUGGAGCAGUAUGGGUUCAGUUUAAUGAUGGAUCCCAACUGGUAGCACAAGCAGGUGUUUCUUCUAUCACAUACACAUCUCCAGAUGGCCAGACAAGCAGGUAUGGAGAAAAUGAUAAGUUGCCAGAAUACAUAAAAGAGAAGUUGCACUGCCUGUCUUCUAUUCUUGUGAUGUUUACCAAUCCAGCUGGUUCCCAUUAAUUAAAAGCAAAGCAGGUCUUUGGAUGUGACGGCUUAAUAAAAUCACUCACUAGCAUUCAAGUGAA
Molecule: messenger RNA, 3836 nt
Organism: Tinamus guttatus (white-throated tinamou)
Lineage: Eukaryota; Metazoa; Chordata; Aves; Tinamiformes; Tinamidae
Source: RefSeq, a predicted model, not a curated record